Fusarium proliferatum ET1 is the source of this 393-nucleotide messenger RNA. RefSeq lists its product as uncharacterized. The record is from RefSeq and is a predicted model, not a curated record. Lineage: Eukaryota; Fungi; Ascomycota; Sordariomycetes; Hypocreales; Nectriaceae. Bases 1 to 393 code for a protein of 130 amino acids. The transcript is spliced from 2 exons.
AUGACACUUCUCAAAAGAUGCUCCGAAAAAGACGAGCCUUUCCGUUUAGGCCAGUCAUCCACAGAGCCCAUCUGCUGGCGGUCCAGGCAAGCCCUGACUGCAUCUCCGCGUCAUCGUGACAGUGGCCGAUACGGCGGAGAACGCGAGAACCGACGCACCGGAAGCAACAUGGAACCCAUCGGAAGCCCCACAGGCUCCGGCAAAGAAGAUCGAAGACUGGCGGGGUCUGGAGCCUGCAAAGCUGUACAGAGGGGCACACGGUGGAAGGCUGCCGAGGAGCUUGGUAUUCGCCUUGCGGAACUGCAUGACUUCCUUGCCAGCCCCGAGGGCAAUGCUUACAUGACCCAGCUUUCUGGGAUGUCUGCUCCCCAGCAAAUCUGGGUUGUGAGCUAG